AUCACUGCAGUCACGAAAGCUUUAAAUCAAAAUGUAUUAUUGUUGUUGUUUACAGUGGAGAGUGGUAUGGCACGUAGUACUGCUGAAGAUGACUGAAAGCCCUUACUCGGCUUUGACUUGGUGCAUCAUGGUCUGUGGGUCUGGUUGGCAAUUGGAAGGGUGACCACCAUAGCAACAUCGGGUCUCUCUGGGCAGUUGUCAUUUGUUGGGGACAAUCUGUGUCGCGAUCUGUAAUUCAAGUGACAUUUUGCAUUGUGCAGCAUUAUCGGGUUCUGUAUUUUAUAGACAAACGUUUACUUUAAGUAAAAUACAUUCAACGAAUUUCUUGCCUCCAAUCAGACAUCACAUGGCAGUCUUUGAUAGGAAGGGUAGGUUUUAGAUUCAGUGUCCUGCCUGAAAAGUCUACUUCUUCCGACAUUAUUGAAGAUCACAUGGUAGUGUGAUCAGAAUAGUAGAAGUUUAAUGCAGUGUACCAGAAAAAAAGAAACUAAUUUUGUUUUUGGUAUCUAAUUAUAUUUAGCUGGUAUUGAGCGAGCGAGCAAGUGAGUGACAUUCUAAUAAUGUUCUAUAGAAAUAUUAAAAGGCAGAAAUUUGGCGUAUAGUUGUCGAUGCUUUUAACAAGAAAAACACGUGACCCAAAUUGUAAUGUUUUGGGUCCUCCAGAGGGUGGAGGCCAAAAUAUUUGAAUGUUGUUAUUGAAACUAGACCAAGGUAUGUUUAUAUCUGGGGUGACAAGCAAAAAAAUGUUUAGUUUUUUUUUUUACUCUGGGAACGAACUUUUAAGUUGUAAAUUCAAGGGUGAUACAUUCUAAUGACUAACAUUUUUUCAGGUGAUAUUCAUUCGAGAGCCCCUCUCUCAUGUUGCUUAACCCCCUUGUAAUUCCGUAGCCGUGGAUUCGAACCACAUCCCUCAAAGUAAGCGCAUGGCGGGGGCAAGAUGAGUGAUGGGCAGGUGCCUGUUCUUCCACGGCGAUGAGGUUGCUACCUUAACCCUCGUGACCCCUCUUGAGGGCCGAGCGCGUGGCGUGUGCGGCGCGCGGUGAUCGCCGUGCGGCUUUUGGCUAUAGCCAUCGAACAAAGGCGGUCGCCGCAUCGCGCGGCGCUUUCGGAUGCGCUUCUGCGGCCGUCUGGAACGCUCUUACCUUCCGAUAUUAGGAAGCCACACCGGAGCUAUGCACUUUUUACAUCUAAGGUUGAAAACCCAUUGCUUCAGAUCUGCUUUUUUGUGUUUAGCUUGUUGUCCUCGUCCCCCCGCACCUCCGAUUAGCACGGUUUGCUGCGUACGAUGCGAAACACACGCACGUGUGAAAACGGCCGGAAGGGAACGGCGGCCCGUUACCCCCCGCGCAGCCCUCCCGCGCUCGCACCUUCGGCCUGGCGUGCAGAGAAUUUCAGAAAACGCCGAAAUCACGGCAUGUGUUUAUUUUUUUUUCCCCCCCGCGCGCCACCCCUCUCCCCCGUCUCUCGACGGCGCCACAGCCACGCGCACAAUCUUAAUGCGAUCGCAGUCACCGCGUGUUGCGGUGGGAGAUAGAGUGGCGGCCUUUCAUAACGUGGCUGCGUAUCGAAUGGAUGGCUUCGUAAUAAGUCAGGCAUUAAAUCGUGCAUGAAUCUGCCACCGUGCGUGCGUGUGAAUUUUUAGCAGGGAGCACAAUGGCAGUGUGCGUAUAUUUUCGUCUGUUUGCAACAAAAAAAUCAAUUGGCGCCCGUAAUGAAAUGCGACGAAUAUCAUUUUGUUCUAGUUUCAUAUGUCACAAAUCUACGUACGUUUGCGCUGGCAUUUUUACAUGACACCUAUUUUCAAAAUGAAUAGUUUGUAUUACAAUGCUUGUGUUGAACACCUAUAAUGGUGUACGAUAUAAUUUUAGAACAAAUGUUUGCAGUCCACUAACCAACAGGGGUGGCACUUAUGUCCGCACACGCGAUUCAUUUUGGACCUUUCUCCGCGCACAAUACCAUAUUUAGUAUUUACGGUGGUGCACACACAUAGCACAGUGUGCGGAGAAAAUCUUUGGGGGCUGACGUAACACGAAGAUGUGUUGAAACGAAAACACUUGAAACCAAACGCGGCAAUUUGAUGUCCUAAGAGCAGCAGCUGAGGAUCUGUCACUUCUUAUCCAAUUAUGUGACUUAGUGGCGAGUGGCCUUUUUAAUGGAUUUCCAAUGUUGACAUCUGACACCGCGACAUACGCAACUUUUUCUCAGGUUAAAUGCGCCGGCGGGCCGGCGGGCGUUUACGCGUGGAAAAUCGUUUUCCUCCGUCGGCCAAGGAAUGGAAUGGUUCUGAGAGAGAGAGAGAGAGAAUUCGUCCGUCGAGGAUAUGGAGCGGUGGAAGUUGGCCCGUGUGCAGCAUGCGCGCUUCGGUGCAUUAUUACAUCGCCGAAUGGUGACAAGUGGCAGCGGCUUUUGGGGGGCAGGCCUUCAUCCAGCAGUGGAUUGAUCGUGGCUGAUGAUGAAUUAACACGCCCUUUAUUUAUUUAUUAAGUGUUGAGCCAGCUGGCCAGGACUGAGCAAUGACGUUGCCCACUCUUCACCCAGGCGACCGGCGAGCACAGACUGCGGUGUUUUAAAAAAUACUUAUUACGAAAACAACGGACAAUUAAAUAUAUAUGUCUAAGAAUGCACAAGUAUUAAAAAAUAUAUAUAUAUAUUUUUCAGAAGAAAAUGUACAAUGUUUAAAAAAAUAUAUUGUCAAUUUCUCUGCAUUUUCUUUGUCGUCAUAUGUGCCAGCACUUAAUUAUUGGUAUUAAAAUUCUACAUUCGCACACAUUGUAUACAAUCUGUUUCACGUACAGGUGCAAUGAAAUUGUAUAUCCUUUUGUGUACAUUGAAGUCAAACAUUUCAGUUUGAUGAUAUCUUACUGAGAGAUUGUUGUUUGUAAUUUGGGCAUUAACAUAAUUCACUUCAGUACAUUUUCGUCAUCUUCCACAAACCGCACACUUUCGUGAAUUUUGGGCAACUCUCGUCUCUCAGAUCAUGCCAAAAAUAGACACGGAUCGUAGCUCAUCUUAAAAUCCUUGAUAUUUAAGAUCAUCGCCUUCUUCCUGUAGUGGCUUGACAACAGGUUGCAAAUUAAUAUGUUUGGGUUACAGUAGGGCAUCAUUCGGUGCCGUCUUGUAAACGAUGCACGUGAAGUGUUGUAAACGUGCCUGACUUUCCUCGAGAAUAGAGAGAAUAUCGAACAAUUCCAUACAGUACCAUUGUCUACCUUGCCCCUGCGGCAUACAGGUAAUUUUUUUUCUUCCCCUUUACCUCUUGUCAUGCUUUAUUCCCUUGUGUAAAAUAAUCCGCUCACUCCACGUGCAACGCUCACAAUAUGUACAAUCGCAUCCCGGGUGCCCGUUUGCUCGUUCAUUCUGCGUUCGAACCGCCGCGUACAUUGCAUGAAAUCUGCCGCACCGCGGUUUUGACAUUUGCAAGAGAAAGCGCGGGGAUUAAACGAUUACGCAGCUCUGCAGGCUUUUAGGCACGUUACGCUUGCCGGACAGUCCAUUAUUAAGGGUGACGUCAUGUUUUAUUUUAAUCACUCGGGCUCCUGAUUUUUUUCUCUCUCCUCCUUUUCCCCACCCCUCUCUUUCACGGUCGAUGUUUUGCCGUUGCCAUCAGCCAAUCCGCUUAAGCCGUGAUCUCGAGGGACGUGGCGGUGGGAGGGGAGGGAUGCAGGCAAGGGAGGGAGAGGAGUAGGGAGAAUACAGAGAGAGCGUUGCUACGACGCAGAGCGAUGGGCACGGAGAGCAGAGCGCGGUGACGGUCCAUCGCUCGCGAUGCUGAGCGCAAGAGGGCUCUGAGCGCGGCGGUGGGUGGGUGGGUGGUUGGGUGGGUGGCGGCGAGCGGCCACGGCAGCAAUUUUCCUGCCGGCGUCGUCGUCCGGACUUGCGGUGCAUCCGUGCUCCCGUGCGGAAUUCGGCGUCCGGAGGAGCGCAGCCAAAGCAAGGACCGACCCUGCGUUUGGCGACGGACAAUGCACGUUAAAGCCAGCGUCCAGCACGGCUGCCUGCACCUGCCAUCGUGCCGCUUCAGCAAGGGAGAAGAGGGCAGGGUUUUAAAUUGAAAAGGGAUAAAAGAGAGAGUGGGUUGGGGUUGGGGAGGGGGGGUGAAGGAAAAAAAAUCUCCUUGAACGUCAGAAUAGUUUUUUUCUUCGCUGCUUUUUUCAUCAGCCCUGCUGUCUGUGUGGAAAUGGCUUUUCUCAUGCGUUGCUAUGCCAACUGUCUGCGACCGUGGUCGUCAAAACUUCCCGCCGACCUGCAGAAGAUGCAGCUGAGCGAGAGCUUGCACCACCAGCACAUGGCGCGCGUGUCGGCGAGCCAGUCCGGGUGCAGCAUCGGCAGCGACUCUGGCAGCAGCAUCUCCGAUAUCUACCAGGCCACGGAGAGCGACCCUGGCGACAUGGACCUCACGGGGCUGCCCGAGGGUCUGGUGGACUCGGAGGACGACGAGGAGGAAGACGAGGAUGAGAUCGAGCGCUCCGGCGAAGCUCUGCCGAGCCACGACUUUGUGCGCGACUGCCUCGAGAAGGAGCCCAACGACCGCACGGACGAUGAUAUCGAGCAGAUGCUGGAGUUCAUGCACCAGCUGCCCGCCUUCGCCAACAUGACCAUGUCUGUGCGGCGUGAGCUCUGCGCUGUCAUGGAGUUUGCGGUGGUGGAGCACGCCGGCACCGUCGUGUUGAACCACGGCGAGGAGCUGGACUCGUGGUCGGUGAUCCUGAACGGCUCGGUGGAGAUCACCAACUUUGACGGGCGUACGGAGACGCUGUACAUGGGCAACAGCUUCGGAGUGUCUCCCACUGAGCAUACAGAAGUCAUGGUCGGGGUCAUGAAAACAAAGACCGAUGACUGCCAGUUUGUGUGCAUAGCACAGCAGGACUACUGCCGCAUCCUGAACCAGGUGGAGAGGAACAUGCAGAAGGUGGAGGAGGAGGGAGAGAUCGUCAUGGUGAAGGAGCACCGAGAGCUCGACCGCACCGGCACUCGCAAGGGGCACAUCGUCAUCAAGGGCACGAUGGAGCGGCUGCUCACCCACUUGGUGGAGGAGCACUCCGUGGUCGACCCCACGUACGUGGAGGACUUCCUCCUCACCUAUCGCACCUUCCUGCCCGGCGCCAAGCACGUGGGCGAAAAGCUUCUCGAGUGGUUUGGCGACACGAGCCUCCGGGACAAGGUGACUAGAGUGGUUCUCCUGUGGGUGAACAAUCACUUCAACGACUUUGAAGGGGACCCAGAGAUGACUCAGUUCCUGGAGAAGUUCAAGGAUGGCCUGGAGAGAGAGAAGAUGCAGGGCCACCUGCGCCUGUUGAACAUCGCCUGCGCCGCCAAGGCCAAGAGGCGCUCGCUGACGCUGACCCGGCCCGGCCGCGACGAGCCCCUGCCCUUCACGCUGACGGGCGGCAGCGAGCGGGGGUUCGGCGUGUUCGUGGAGAGCGUGCAGAGCGGCAGCCGGGCUGACGAGGCCGGGCUCGGACGCGGGGACCAGAUCCUAGAAGUGAACGGGCAGAACUUCGAGAACAUCCAGCUGUCGAAGGCGAUGGAAAUCCUCCAGCACAACACCCACCUGUCCAUCUCCGUCAAAACAAACCUCAUGGUGUUCAAGGAGCUACAGAACUGGACGGGCGACGAGCCCGGCCCCUUGAAUUUCGCCGGCCGUUGCGGCGCCGCCGCCGCCGCCGCCGCCGCCGCCCCCUGCUCCUCCUCCGGCGCCGCGGCUGAGUCUCACCGGCCCAGGAUCGUGGACGGCGGUAACGCGGUGCGCCUCUCGGUGCCCGAUCUGGCCGUGCCGCACGAGCUCGUCAUCCCCGUCGAGAAGCUCAAGGGCAAGGGCAAGGCGAGCACGGUGAGCGGCCGAUCGCGGCUGAGGAAGUUCGUCAACAAGACCUUCAGCAUCCUGCCCACCAAGCCGUACGGCGGCGGCGGCAGCACCGAGGUGAAGAUCGGGCAGUCGCAGGACGACAGCAUUGUGGGCCUCAAGCCGCCCGUGUGCGGCACGUCCACGUGGAUGAUGCGCGGAUCCCUCUCCUCCAGCAACCCCGACCUCCUGCAGUGCCACCGGCUCAUGGACUUCACCGCGCCUCCCGACGUCCACGACCAGGUGCUGCGCAUUUUCAAGGCGGACCAGUCGAGCCGCUACAUCGUGAUCGGGCGCGAGACAACCGCGCGCGAGGUCGUCACGCUGGCACUGCAGGAGUUCACGCUGACGGGGCCUCCCGACUCCUUCUCUCUGUGCGAGGUGUCGGCCGCGCCCGACGGAGUCACGCGCCAGCGUCGGCUGCCCGAUCAGCUCUCCCGGCUAGCCGAGCGCAUCCAGCUGAGCGCCAGGUACUACCUGAAGAACAACAUGGAGACGGAGACGCUGUGCUCGGACGAGAACGCGCAGGAGCUGCUGCGCGAGGGCCAGGUGUCCCUGCUGCAGCUGAGCACGGUGGAGGUGGCGGCGCAGGUGUCGAUGGGCGACUUCGAGCUGUUCCGCACCAUCGAGCCCACCGAGUAUGUGGACGACCUCUUCAAGCUGCGCUCGCGCACGGGCACGCGUGCCCUCAAGCUCUUCGAGGGCGCCCUCAACCAGGAGACGUUCUGGGUGGCGUCCGAGGUGCUCGCCGAGCCGGGCCAGAUCAAGCGCGUCAAGGUGCUCAAGCACUUCAUCAAGAUCGCGCUGCACUGCCGCGAGUGCAAGAACUUCAACUCCAUGUUCGCCAUCAUCAGUGGCCUGAGCCACAGCUCGGUGGCCCGACUCAACGGGACGUGGGAGAAGCUUCCGACCAAGUACGAGAGCCUCUACCGCGAGCUGCAGGACCUGUUCGACCCGUCGCGAAACAUGGCCAAGUACCGCAACGUCCUGAGCAGCCAGAGUCUGCAGCCACCCCUCAUCCCGCUCUUCCCCGUUGUCAAGAAGGACCUCACCUUCCUGCACGAAGGCAACGACUCGCGGGUGGACGGGAUGGUGAACUUUGAGAAGCUGCGAAUGAUCGCCAAGGAGGUCCGCCAGGUGGUGAGAAUGGCCUCCGUUGGAAUGGACGCUGCGGCCAUGUUCCGACACAGGCGUAAAAGGUGGCGCAGCCUCGGGUCCAUAAGCCAAGGGAGCUCCAACUCGGCCGUGUUCGACGCCAUCCAGGCGUCGGGCCACCGCAAGCGCGCGCGCCGCAGCUCACUCGUCAACCCGCGCAAGCUGUACGAGGAGGCGCAGAUGGGCCGCAAGGUGAAGCAGUACUUGGGGCAGGUGAACAGGGACGUGGACGAGGACAGCCUCAUGACGCGCUCCGUGGCGCUGGAGCCGGCCAGCGCGCCCCCAGCGGCGCCACGCAUCCCCUGCGAGCGCAAGACGGCCAAGUCGGCUGAGAGCUCCCCCGUGGUGACGCGGGCCCCCAUCCUCAGGCAGGGCGCCUCCAGGUGGCCUCAUGGGACACCGGCCUCCACAGCAGCGGGGGCUGCCACCCCGGCCGCCCCAAUGUCCCUGCAGCCGCCCCGUAAGCGCUUCCCCGCUAACGCUUUGCUUCCUCUUGGAGCCACUUCACCGAACUCAUACCGCAAGCUUCUUGCCCUCUCGGAGAGCCACGCGGACAAGAAGAGCAGAUCAGGUGACGAGUCGGUUCCGACACCCCCUGCGUCUCCUCGGACUUCUCCACGACGAGGCUCUCAGAUGAAGCGCAAAAACUCUCAGCGAUCUAAUUCGGGAGGGUCAACUGCGUCCUCGGCUGUGGAAAAUGCCAACAAGAACAACAACACUCCCAGGACGUACGGCAUUGGGUUCACGCUGACGUCUCUCACGGACGUGCGCGCCACGUGCGAGCCUGGGUCGGAUGAGCGGGAGGCAGCGGAAGGCCCAGCGAGCGGGGGCCAGCACGAGACCUCCCCUCACGGCCCCGGGGAUGAGGUCGGCACCGAGCGACACCCCCUUGGCCUCCCCCCCACAAGCGACGACCCCGGAGCUCAGGAUGACGCGGGGGCCCUCCUGCACGCCUCCGAAGCGGACGCCGCAGCCGCCGCGGACGACGACGCCGAGGGGGGCGGGCGGUCCCUGCUGCUGCCCCCGUACAGCCGCAACUCGCUCGAGACGUCGGACAGCGGGCGGGACAGCUGGACGUCGUGCUCCAGCGGCUCGCACGACAACUUCCAGGCGCUGACGAGCAGCCGCUCUUACUGGAGCGGCUCGGGCGGGCUGAGCACGGGCGACCUGGCCGCCGAGCUGGAGCAGUGCUGGGUCCUGCUGGGCGCCGGCCGCCUGGCGACGAACGCGAGCAAGCGCGCCGUCGCCGCCGGAGACGGCGGCCCCGCCGUCGUCGUCGACGACGACGAUGGUGGCGUCGUCGUCCGCGGCGCGGUCCACAGCUCCCCGUCGCUGCUUUCGUCGUUGUCGCCGUCCCGCGAGAGCUGGGCGUCGUCGACGGGCUCGCUGUCUCCGGAGGAGAACGAGGGCGACACGGGCACGAUAAAGCGGCGUAACGGCAAGGACUGCCUCCCCGACGCGGCGGGGCGGCGGGACGAGAAGCCGGUGCCGCCCACCGGCGCCGCGCCCGUCGCAGACGGGAGAGAGGAUCCGGCGGAGAAGACGCGGGAUGCCGAGGUGGUGGUGGCUGCUGCGGAGCCGGCCGGAGAAGGAGGUUUAGUAGUGUACUGCGUCACGCGAAAAACCGUGCCCUCCGGCGCGGGUGGCGGCGCAGGAGAUCAUCCCCCGCAUGCCCUGGUCCCCCCGGAAGAGAGCUCCGCUCAUUCCGGCUCGUGCCCCGCGCACCUCCACCCCCCGCUGCAUGCGACCGCCUGCGAUAGUGGCCCCGAGGUGUUGCAGCAGCAGCGGCGGCCGUGUUCCGCCACGCCGGCGAUCCGCCCGACGUGGAAUGUGCCCAAUGUGCUCGGCAGUCAGGCAGUGCAUGGACAGGGCUUGCUCAGUUCACCGGUUAAGCAGCAGCAGCAGCAGUAUGAGGACGAGAAAGACCAAGUAUCCACCGUGUAGGCGAGAGACGUUUGUGGGGGAGGAGCAUUUGGAGGACAGUGGCACACGCGUGCACGCACGUGAAUAAGCGAACACCCCCUCUCCCUCGAGACGAUGACCCCACGGAACACAACGUUGGGCCUGCAACUUGCGUUUACGAGCCGGAAGGUCUUGCAAAGGGUGGGCGCGAUGAUCUCUCGCGUUCGGCUUUGGUGGAAAGAAGAAGUCCACCCGCGCUUGACCAGCCGAAAGUCACACCCGCCUACGGCUCGUGACGGCAUGUGGAAGUGAUGUUGCCGAGUGAAACAAGGAGUUGGGGAGGGGGGGAGGAAGGAGGCUCCCUGAGAGAUCGAAGUUUCUGGACAUAGCCUGCUCAAGGAGUUUUUUUUUUCUUUCGGUUGGGGGUGGAAAAGUUCCGGCCUGUUGUCCGAGGCUGGUACCACGUAAAGCAACAUCCAGGGCGAUGACGGCAUGAUUGUGGUGGUACAAAAAAUAAAAAAAAACGUUGCAAACGAGUAUUUUGCUUUAUUUAAUGUCCAACCUGAGCAAGGUGGUGCAACCUUUGGGGGGAAUUGGCGAAGGGUUUUGGAGAGACGAAUGGAUAAAGGUAAAAAAAGGGGCUGGUCUGUGAAAAUAAUCCAUCUUGUCAUCUGCACUGCACUUUGUAUGGCCUGGUAGGCUCCAUAAAGGCCAUAUUUUACAGCUAUUCUUGCGAUUUACUGGAUAGUCCUAGUUUUUCUAUUAAUUUAUGCUUGUGACUCGUGUAACGUAUUAAUGUUCAGUUGCUUGAAAGCAAAUUGAGUUUACGUAUCAAAGUUCUGCAGGGUAUGAAGGACGUGUUAGAGUCUUUGUAAAACGAAAUUUGACAUGGUGUUUAUUUGUCCUAUACUCUUAAGUUCUAUUUUUUCCCAACACCCUAUAGAAGAAAGGUCAGUGAAGCUAAGAAUCUGGAUUCUGAUUGAUUGAGCCAAACAAUGAGAAGCAUUUCAGCAAUGUAGCAGUUAUUGUUCAAAUGAAAUAUUUGAACUGUGAUGUGGGCUGGCAUUUUUAAAUACACCUGCAAUCAAUGAGUAAUUGUGGUGGCAUGUUCGUAAUGUGCUCUGAAUGUGAACGCCGAAUGAUUCAAUUUCAGAGCAAUGAAAAUCCGGUGUGUUAUAAGCAAAUGACGAAUCUGAGCUACAGUUACUCCCAAGCCACUGGGACGUUAUGGAGCAAUCGGUUGCCCUUUGGUAAACAUGGAUUAGGAGACAAAUCCAAGCUUGAGUUCAUGUCUUCUCAUUUAGUCCCCAGUCCGUGCUACAGCACGAUCCAAUUUGGAUUUCCAUAAGCGUCGAAAUCCACUGAAUCUCAAGACGCCAUACAGAAAGUUCGGAAGCAGUUGGGCGUAUAUGUUUAACGGAGAGAAGGGGACAGGCAGUCAGUCGUAGAGAGGAGGAAAGUCCUGAGGCUUGACUGGAGCAGGGGCAGAGAGUCUACAGCGCAGUUUAAUGGGGGGAGGGGGGGGAAGGAAGGUUCCAGACUAUAGGGUCCAGCAGAGGAGAAUUCGUGACCUCCAACUCGGUGAAGGCCGACUGGGGUGGGCUUUGAUAGAAAGGCCUCAGCAGCUGGAGCAGAGAGGAGGGUGCAUGGGGGAGAGCCGAGGGAAUAGAGAGGGGAGAGGCGGGUAGGAGCAAGUCCAUGGAGAAUCUUGAAGACGGCGAACACCAUUUCGACGUGACUUUAAUAAUACUGCCAAUACCAAGCGCUGAGAUAUCCGUCUCGCAAUAUGUUUUUGCGCUGAAAUAACAUUGGCACGACAAGGCAUACCGUUUUUUUUAGACAUUAACCGCAAUAAGCCUCUGAUAAUAUAUUCACCCUUGAACGCACAAGGCUAUGAAAGAGGAAUCUUUAAGAAAUAAUUGCAUACAAAUUACAACAGUUCACCUCCACGAUAUGGUCCGUGUAGCGUUGAAAGAGCAUGUGUGCAACUGUGGUGGACAUAAACGCUGUCCGCCUUUCUUUUGCCACAGUGCAUGCACUGUCCAUGACAGAGGCCCGAUUCUUUCAGAAACAAACCGGAAUGUUUACUUUUUUACUCAUUGAUCUGGAGACGCAGAAAAAGGUGGUUCAGGCUUGCUUGAUUUUUUUAAAUUAAUCUACUGUAUUAUUAUUAUCUGGUAAUGUAUCACUCACGGAUAAUUAGUGAUUGGUUAUUUAUCAUUAUAAGCAGUGCAAUUGACCACGGUGUUUUAUUAUGAUUUUGUAUACUUUUUUUUCGUGCUAUAAAUUAACUUUGUAGAUAGAAAUGCUGCAAUUUUUUGCCAAGGAAAUGCUAAGAAUCCAGGUUCGUAGUUUUAUUCCCCACAGUGAGCUUUACCGUUCACUCGUUUACGGGCAUCUGUAGUUUAAACUUGUGAAAACUAUUUGUUGAUUUUUACGUGUGUGUGUGUGUGCGCGCGCGUGUUUGUGUAUACGCCCGCGUGUCUGUGUGCGCCCAACAUGCGGCAAGAUGGGAAAACAGUGUUAUGACAUUUUGUAAGCUAGUGGAGAAAUGUGCAAGGCGCUUGGGUGGGUAUCCUGUUGGGUGGCUGUGCACAUAGCGAGGCUGUGCAUCGGGGUGUCCCUCCACCAGAAAUUGAUUAAAUAUUUAUGAUAUCGCAGACUGACUGCUAACACUGGUUAUAUUAUCCUGUACAAAACAGUACUAUACAUACUGGAAGAUAAAAAAAAAGUUUGAAUUUGAUACCUCUUAGCAUGCACUCAAAUAUGACAUUCCUGAAAAGUCUGACAGUUUUUUUUAAGUUAUAAAUUAAUUUGUUCUAUAUUUAAAAGAACGACGAAAGAAUUUGAGCCGGCCGUUAUAUAUAUAUCUCUAUAUGUAUAUUUGACCGGAAACAUUCUGAUUCUGAGUGCACAGUUCUAACAGUAGGUUAUAUUGUGCGAUUGGUUAUUGCUCCUUUGCUGCAUGUGCAUAAAAUGUGAGUUGAAUAUAUUUUGCAAAUUCUUUUUUACAAAGCUGAGGUGUGGGGGGAGUUAAAAUUCAAUAUUUUUAAACAGUUGUGUAGCCUGCACUAGCGCAGCUUGCUAAAUGUUACAGUAAAUAUCCAAUGUAUGCAUUGUUGUGAAAGAAAAUUUGGUUACAAAAAAAGUUACAUUUAACGUGUCAUUCAAAAACACUUGAAAAGACGUACAAGAACCUAACCCAUAUGAAUGAGUUUAGGUGGUUUGGCACAAAUUUGUCUUUGUUUAAGAAGAAAUCGCAAGAUCAUUCACACCGUUGCCUUAAUUUCAAGUUCCAAAUAUAUCUAUCUUACGUGGAAUUACUUAAACAUUGGUCUAAGCUUCGGGGAAAUUUAAACUUAAAUCAGAGUUGAGAACAUGUAGGCUGAGCCAGUUGUGAUAGGCCUCGCCUAAUCAUUUCAUGUGUACUUGGGUUGGUGGAUGACGUAACGAUGGGUGUACAGGACAAAUCAUAUUAAGUACAUGCGCUGAUAAAAAGAAAACAGCCUCGAGACGACGCGUUAAUGGAACGUGCUCAUGAUAAGUGCACAUGAGAAGUGCUCGUACCACCAUCGCUGAAAUAUUAUUGCGCGUUUAUUUUGACCCAUUAAAACGCUCCAUUACGUAAAUGAAAAAAAAGUUAAUGAUUAAAUCUAAAAAAAAAUGACAAAAUAAUCUUGAAGUUUGUUCUUUUUUUCCCAUUUAUUUACUCUUGAAGGGGCACUUAAGGUUAGAUGUUAAGCAAGCUAGAGAUUGAAAAGGAGUAAUUGAAACUCCAGUGGUGCAUAUUUGUAGAAUGUCAAAUCGGUAGUGCUGAUGUGUUAAUAGGGAUAACUAAAUUAUAUUGAAUUGAACCACUCGUAUAUAAGUGUAUUUGGUUACAACUAUUCCCAGUAGGACUGUAUUUGCAACAGUAAUGAGGUUUAAUUCUGGCAAAUCACACUUCUCGAAAAUUGCCUGAUGAAGCUUGUUGUAAGCACCAGCGAAACGUCAUACUCAAAUUGUCAAUGUUGUGGGCUUACUUUCCAACACACCACUGUGCUGAAGUAGUAGCUAAUUGGCACGUUUUGUUUACGUGACAAACGCGAUCUAACCCAAAAUAACCUUUAUUAUGAGUAAUGAGAUGGGCAGUGUUAUUGAUGGGAUUGUUCUCAAAUCAAUGAAAUAAGUUAAGAAAAUAUUUUGUUCCCAUUGUUUUGACGCUGUGUUUGAUUGGUUUGAAAAUGGCACGCGCGCACUAAUACAUUCAUGUGAUUGGCUCUGUGCAUUCUAUAAUCAAGUAAAACGUCACUAAUUCGGACAGCCUUGCGAAAUGAUGAAAACGUUUAUGAAUGUCAUAAAUUCCUGUUUAGAAAAAAAUAAUCUGUAAUUACGAAGACACAAAUGUGAUUUUUCUUUGUUAAGUUUUUACUUAAAUAGUACAUAUAUGUUUUAAUUUAAUUAAAUAUUAAAUGCUGCAAUAAUUUAAGUAAUUGUAUGUAAAUACAUCCGGUCCAAUAAUUUUCCACAUUUUUAAAAUGUGUCCUAUUACUGUCCUCGUGUCCUGCUUUAUGUCAUGCAGUGAAGGAGUUUCUGUGAUUUAAUAAAUUGACUUGCAAAUAACUAUUUUGGAAGGAAAGACUAAGUUAAGAAGGAAACGUUUUUAUAACAUUAUUCUUUAAUUUAAAUUGUGUUAUCAUUUGAAUGUACAAAGUAAACAUAGAAGUUGUCAAUUUUAUUAACAUGUAAUUAUAUUUUUUAUUUAAAGCUUUCGUGACUGCAAGGAUUCAUUCUUGGUUCUUUCGGUAAAGUCACGUAGAAGGGAAACAAAAUAAUAAAAAUAUAAAACAAUAAAAUUCUCACGACGUUUCGACUGCAAAACAAGCAAUCAUCAUCAGGUGUGAAAACCACAGCAAGAAAUACUAAAACCAAGAAUAUGUAAUUAAAUUUUUCCGUUGAUUAAAUCCGCAUUGUAAAAGGUGGCCAGGGCUUUGUUUUGUUGGUGAUCUUUCAUCAGAUUCGAUGGAUAUUCAGUCAACACUUGUAAUAACCAGACGCAGGAGGCACCGUGGUGGCAGGAUGUUAUCUCCCUUGCCCUGUAUGCAGCAGGUCCUGGGUUCGAUCCUGUGCCCUGAAGAUGCCUGUUGUAUAUUUGGAGGUCGUGUCUUCUCUCUCCCUGUGGUGGGCGCAUGGGUUUCCCUCUGGUUUCCUCCAAUUUUACCCUCCACAUUUAGAAACAUGCGUUUAGAAUAUUCGGCUGCUCCUAUAAAUUCCCGCGCAUAAUGAUGUUAAGCCACUUCGAUGUGGCCAGGUCGACUCUAAAAGUGCUCCUACCUCCGUAGGCUUUACCUGGUAAUUAUUCUUUUAGUGGGUAAUUAAAGUUCGUAUUCUUAUGUACAUGUCAAAGGACACUUAUGGAAAUGGAGCCUUACGCCUAAUCACCAGAGGGACCUAAUCACAACACCUUUUUGAGACGUAUACUUAAUAACUUCAAUUUAGAAAAAAAAAUCCAGUUACUCCACGUAUACCUCUUCUGAAUAUGCUCGUCAUUAGGCGCUACGUCAUUAUGUUCACUUGAAUGUUGUCCACUAACUUCUCUAAGAAAACAAAUCAUCACCACAAGCAUCCUUGGCCAUGGUCAAUCCACUGCUGGCUGAAGGCCUCCCCAAGCCAAUCCUGUGGUGAUGUAAUCGUUCACCUAGCACCUGCACACGAGAUAAUUUCGUCGCUCCAUCUCCCCGGCGGUACCAACCUCGGACGCGUUCCAUUCCUAGGCUGCCGCUCCAUUAUUCUUGACCAGCAGCCAUCCCUUCUGGCCCAAGCGCAGCUGCUUAUCUUAACAUAUUCAACGAGUUUGAAUGCGUUAUUGUGCACGCAAUAGCAACUCGCCAACACAGUUCGCAGAUAAACAACUUGACAAAACGCAGAACAGCUUGGGUUGCUCCAUGGAGCAUCGCUGCGUUGGGUGACGAAGCUGAGGCCCAAUAUGAAAUAUAAAUGAUCUCUCCAAGACAAAGCCUAGUUGAGUCUCUUGACAUUCCAUUGAAUCUGCUUAGGCUGUCACUGCGGUCCCUUAUCAUGGGUCGGAGUGUGGGUCGAGGACCAACAUCUUACCUAGCGAACGCUUUGACGUGUCGCAUUUGCCAAAGAUGCAGUGGGCCCUUGGCUUGAGCAGGGCUCGGGUUACCUACGGCUCUUGAAAUAUUGAGGGAUUUUUUUUCGUUUACCGAAUUCGAAAAAAAUGUCUCUUGUUACAUUGGUUGCCGACCCCUGGGCUGAAAGGAGCUCGAGAGAGACCUUCUUGAGUAAAAUGUGGCCUACGCUUCCACACUUGGCCAGGCGUCUUGGAAAACGUGGGAGUUACCCACACUUGGCUGCACCACACCCAACCUGCCAGUCGACUACAUGUCACUGUGGUGUGCCUAUUCAUACUGCUGGGUAAACAGUGUUGCGUUUAGCAGUGUUGCUGGCAAAAAUUCACGCUUACACUGGGUAGAUCUAAGAAUGUGUGUAUGCAAUUCUCAUAACAGCGCUCCGUUUGUAAAUUUACUCCAGUCCUCAAUGUGGCUUCAUUGAUUCAGAAUCACCGUUUGUCAAAAUCAACAACUGCUGACCGAAUUGAGAAACUGCACAAUAUGUUUGAAGUGGGGGGUGCAGUGGCGAUUUCACGAGAUGGUGGAUAAUCUUUGACACCCCCCCCCCCCAUCAUCAUCGUAGGACAAUCGGAUCAACCCAGUUUUACUUGCAGUGCGUUCAUCCUGAACACGGCAUUUGUGUACCUGUACGUAUCGGUGCACAGUAACACUUUUACGCUUCGCUUCUCUGAAUGUUACCUACAGACCAAGUACUUGAAAACCGGUCCCGGUCCACCUGCACAUAUGCCCAUGUGCAUCCGCAUGCAUGGCUGCUCAUGUGCAUACGUAAACGCGUACACUUAUGUGCAUCGACACUCAUGCGCCUGCAAAUCCGUUCACUGUCACAGCUGUGUACCUACAUUCAAAUGUACCGAUACACGCUGCACCUGUACACAUGCAUACGCGUGCACACGGCUGGGGAUGCGUUUAUAAAGUGUCGGAUUAAUAUGAAAGAUCUGGAAGAUCUGGCCGAGACAUAAAAUAUCGGAGAGAUAUAAAUAGCCCCCCCCCCCAAAAAAAAAAAUCGGAUUAAUCCGAAAAUAUGACGUCGCAGAAAGGAACGUGACAAUUCAUGCGUUCCGUAUGUUCCUGCCACGUAACGGCACGUUUGUUCGAGCAAUAAGAGACGUUAAGUUAUCGCGUCAUGUAAACGAUAUGAAAAGUCCAACAACAGCACAAAAAAUAUCAAAAAAUUGUUGUUAAAAAAUUAUCUGACAAUUGAGAGUUGUUUUUGUUUUGUAUUAUUCGCGACUCAUCCCUAGUACUGGAAAUACACAUUAGCCAUCACGUUUGGCGGUAGCCACCGCACGCACUGCAUUUAAAUUGGUUCAGCCCCAAAUGACAGAAUUACGAAGAUGAUGAUGACAUCGAUGAUGAGAACGCAACCAUCCAACCAAUGUCGCCACUUGCACGUAGUACGCAUACGUUAACGCUCGUUUAUUUUGAUGAAAAAUGCGUAUUUGUUGUCUUUCAGAAGGUCCAUCACAGAUGUGCAUUUUUGUAUAUUUUAAUAUGUGAAUUGUACAUAUGUUGUCUAUUUUGUCAUAUGAAGGUGGAUUAUGAUUAUGCCAUGGCAAGGCGGUUGUGUAUAAGUCAUGAAUGCUUUGUAUAGUUAAGUAAAACAAUUUUAAAUAAAGUAUGAGCUGAAACAAGA
Petromyzon marinus (sea lamprey) is the source of this 16666-nucleotide messenger RNA. NCBI's taxonomy places the organism in Eukaryota, Metazoa, Chordata, Hyperoartia, Petromyzontiformes, Petromyzontidae. The record is from RefSeq and is a predicted model, not a curated record.